CUUUCCAAAAAAAAUCAACAAUGGCGGCUUCUUUUUGCCUCCAUAUUCCAAAUUUAACCUUUACCCCUCUUCACUAUUCUCCCAAAAUCAAAAUCAAAAUCAAAAUCAACCAAAAGUAAUAUAGUUUGAGGAGAGAGAAAAUGAGAACAAUAGGAGAAGAAGAAGAGGUUUACAAUUGGAGAGAAGUGCAGUUACCAUCAUUGAUACCCAAAGUAUCUGAGCCAGAAUUAGAGAGAGAAACUGGAGAGAGAAGAAGAGGAAGAGAUGUGUUAAUUGCAGUGGAUCAUGGGCCCAAUAGCAAGCAUGCCUUUGAUUGGGCCUUGGCCCAUUUUUGCCGCCUCGCUGAUACUCUUCAUCUUAUUCAUGCUGUUUCCAGUGUGAAAAAUGAGGAAGUUUGCCAAGCAACAGAGGUGCUUAUGGACAAAUUAGCCGUCGAGGCUUUUCAGACCGACAUGGUGAAGACUGUCGCUAGGAUAGUGGAAGGCGAUGCAGGGAAGGUCAUCUGCAAGGAAGCAGAGAGGUUGAAGCCUGCUGCUGUGAUCAUGGGUUCCAGAGGUAGAGGAUUGGUUCAAAGUGUGUUGCAAGGGAGUGUUGGUGAAUAUUGCAUCCAUCACUGUAAAACCGCGCCAAUCAUAAUUGUUCCUGGGAAAGAUGUGGGCGAGCAAUCAGCGAUUUGAUCGAGGGAAGAGUUGUAAAUUCUGAUUGUUUUUCAGUUUGUAGUUAACUGUAUGCAUCUGUAGUUACUGGAGUGUGAUUGUAUCUGGUAUGUGUUACAUUUUAAACCCGAACUUUAAACAACCUGGAUACAAAACUGAACCCAUUUACAUAUUUUGUAACUUAUAGUAUCUCUGCAGUCUUCUGAUA
This is a messenger RNA of Beta vulgaris subsp. vulgaris (sugar beet), 864 nucleotides long. RefSeq lists its product as hypothetical. Lineage: Eukaryota; Viridiplantae; Streptophyta; Magnoliopsida; Caryophyllales; Amaranthaceae. The record is from RefSeq and is a predicted model, not a curated record. Bases 141 to 677 code for a protein of 178 amino acids. The transcript has 5 exons.